AUGUCAGACAAAGAAAUGGAGAGUGACUCGGAUGCCCCUGAGGUGUUUUCCGUCCGGCAGGGGAUGCAACAAGAUGAAGAGAUACGGAAAGUGCAAAGAGAAAAUAAGGCUAGGGUAGUGCGUGAGGUAAAAGAACGUCGCAGAAAAUGGGCAAAGAAUUUGACUCCAAAGCCUUUGCCCAAAGAAAGAAGCACCAUAGAUGAAAGUGAGACCAAAACUGAAACGAAUGAGGACUCUCAAGGCAAUAAUGGAAUGCUUCUGGAUGACAUUGUAAAACUUCUUGCAGCCCGUGAAAAGAUAGUCUUCACGUCCGAUUCUGAGGAUGAGAAAGUUGAGAAAAGGGGCACCUCAAAGAAGCGAAAGCUGAAAAGAUCCAGGUUAGAACCCGUUAUUUUGAAGGAGAUACCAUCUGCUCAAUGUGUAUAG
Molecule: messenger RNA, 426 nt
Organism: Striga asiatica
Lineage: Eukaryota; Viridiplantae; Streptophyta; Magnoliopsida; Lamiales; Orobanchaceae
Source: the annotation of a GenBank genome assembly